This is a messenger RNA of Xyrichtys novacula (pearly razorfish), 12153 nucleotides long. The record is from the annotation of a GenBank genome assembly. NCBI's taxonomy places the organism in Eukaryota, Metazoa, Chordata, Actinopteri, Labriformes, Labridae.
AUGAGGACGUUGAUACUGUUUCUGUUGGCGGGGCAUGAAUGGAUGCAACAAGCCUGCACUGCUAAUGUGACCCCAGGACCCUCCUCUAUCCCUGUGACCCCCACUGAGGAUGAGAGCACACAGCUGGUGGUAAGACAAAAAAAACUGGUUCCAGUUUCUAAAAAAUUGAAUUUAUAACAACCUUAUUAGCUGAUAAAAAUAGACAAAUUCAAUACUUUGCAAAUCACUUGAACCCUCUACUGCAUUUUAAUACAGUUACACCUCUCUCUGGCAGCACCUCAGUAUUCUGCAGGUUGUUUUACUGUCAUCACCCACCUUGGUCUGAACACUCUGAUACCAACAAUAUUAUGACCAUUUUAACUCCGCCUUCUUAUCCACUCUUUAUGUCAUUACACCAAGAAGUCAUAAAACUGAACUGCCUUGAAGGAAACAGCCCUGGAUCAAUGACAGUAUUCACAGUUGUCAAAGGGAAUGUAGAAAAGCAGCAUGUGGCAAUCUGUAAAUGACAAGUCUUUGUAAUAUCUUCCUGUUUGCAUGUGCUAGCUCCUGAAGAUGAAAACAAUGAACUCUGAACUCUGUCUCUAAUGACAGAGCUCCAUCCACUCGUAACAGUGUGUAAUCUAAAAUCAAAAUGCUGACAGUUUCAGUCAAAGUUUGUGUUUGCGGAUUACAACAACAUUACAGGUUACUGUUUGGUCAGCAUGAAUGCUAAAUUUGAAAUGACUAUGUUCAUUUCCGCUCACAGGACUGGUUGAUGAAGUAUGGCUACCUUCCACCCCCUGACCCAUCCACGGGUCAGCUGCAGGCAUGGACAGCCGUCACUAAUGCUGUCAAAGCCAUGCAGAGGUUUGCAGGCCUCAAGGACACUGGAGUUGUCGGUGAGGAUCACAGACAGGGGCUCUGAAAAGUUUAAAGAUGAAGAUUUGAUAUUUAGACUGCUUCUUCUUGAACUUGAAAAAAAUAAUUCUGGUCUUUGGUGUGUUCAGACGAGGACACAAUGGCACUGAUGAACAGUCCACGCUGCUCACUUCCAGACGAGGAUGCGUUAACAAAGUCGGCGGUCAGCCAAGAGGGGAAGAACAUAAGGAGGAGGAGGAGGAGAAGAAGGAGAGCUGUCUCCAUGUGGAACCGCAGAAACAUCAACUGGAGGUCAGAAAAACUUUCACUUCUUUACUAUGAAACAAACAACCAACCAUAUGUCUUUGUCUAUGUGUUUGUUUUUUAUGAUCAAAGAUGGUCCAGAUUUGGAAAAAAUAGUUGUUUGCUGCUCAAGGAUGAAGUAAUACAUCUUACUUUUGUCUCUAAAAAAACAGCUUCAGAUAACUCUGAUUCAUGACAGACUUCUAAAAAGGACCAAACUAUUAUAACCUGGGACCCAGCUGGCCUCACAGUCUUUGUGCAUGCACAGCACUUUUGAAGCGUACCAUGUUGUGGUCACAAAAAUUAGGUUGUGACUCCACCUAAAUUCAGGUAAACCUACCAGAAACAGUUUUUUUAGCUGCACCAGCCUGAGUGUCAAGUCUGCUGUUCCUCUGAUUCACCAAUCUUAUAACCUUAAUAUCAUCAAAAUGAACUCAUUACAAAAAAGUUCACUCCCUGUACAGUGGGUGUCGUGGGAGCCAGAUUCAGAACAAAACUGUUUUUGAACCAGGCUGUAAACAUGUUUACUUUUGCUCUUAAAAUGGGCUUAAUUGGCCUCAUGUUCUUGGGCUUCUGCAGUCAGCCUCAAGCAGGUACUUGGUUUUUAGCACUUUGGGUGUAAUUUUUCAAAACUGUAGGUUGUCGCUUGAGACAAACCAUCUGUUCUGUACACAGAACUCAGAAAUGGUUCAUUUGGGAGUAUUGGCUCAUCCAGUGAUCUUCAUACAGAACUUUAUAAACUCUUCAUUUUCUCCAUGGGAAAAAGUCCAUGGAAAUUUACAAAAGAGUUCUCACAUUUUGAGAACUUUUAUGUCAUUUUGUUUCCUUUAAUCGAGCCUAAAUCCAGCUCUCUGAGGGAUCAGUAACAGCCAUAAGAACUGAAAUUAUCUCAAUCCAACUCAAAAGUUUUCAAACAACAUAAAAUGAAGGUUUUACCUAGUUUUAUCCAGAUCACUUUUAGGGGUCUGUCACUGUUAAAUGUCUUUGUUAAGGCCUGGUUGUUUUUUAGGAAGAACUUGGGGACUUGAGUCUGGGCUUAAAAUUAUAGGCCACCAGAGGCACCACCUCAUAAGUUUGAACAGCCUUCUGCUUCAUCAAAGGCAACGAUAUUCAAAACCUACCUAUCUCCAUUUUACCUCUGACCUAUACAGAAGAAUGAUACAGGAAGUUAAUGCUAGUGUGUUAGCAUCAAAAUAGAUCUGAUAGUGGGCAUAGAAAUGACAAUUCUCAAAAAAAAAAAAAGGUGUUGGUCUGUCUUUGUCCAGCUGUUAUUGAGUUUGUCAAGCUGGAAGUGUUCUGGAAUUUAGCUUAUUUGUAUACAAGGAGGACAAAUUGCCUGAACUGUCAGCUGAUCAGCGACAUGUGCACCAAGAUCUUUUUGCUUCAUAGUGCAGUUUUGGGUAGUUCAUAUGCUGCAAGGGCAUGGUUUCCUGUCCAAAGUUAACCACCACAAAGGCUUAACACUAUAGUCACUAUUUUGUGCAUGCAAACAUAAACUUUCUCUGAGUCAUCUGUGGUUUCUCUCUCUGAUCUUAGGUUGCAUUCAUACCCGUCUUCCUCUCAUCUGUCCCGGGAAACUAUUCGUUCUCUGGUUUUUUACGCUUUAAGAGUCUGGUCAGAGCCUACGCCGCUGGAAUUUCACGAGGUCUUUAUAUGUGUCUGAUACUGAAUUAAUAGUUAGUUUUUGGCAGGAAACCGUGUCAGUAUGGCAGGUUUCCACAACAACCCCUUGCAUCACUGAAACCCCCAAAAUUUAACAUGAAGUCCUUUUUCUUCUUUUUAGGUGGGGAGUCCAGAGGCUGCAGACCUACAGGUAGACUUUCUGCAUGGUUACCAUGGUGAUGGCUAUCCCUUUGAUGGGGCAGGUGGUGCAGUCGGCCAUGCUUUCUUCCCCUCAGACCCCACCCGGGCAGGAGGAGUUCACCUGGAUGCAGAGGAAGCGUGGGCCUUUAGACAGCCAGGUGAUUAGAAAACUUCUACUUCUUCUGAAACAUGUACAUCUAAAUAUAAGGCUCUGCCACGAUUGCUCAAAUGUUAAUCAAUUGUUAUGUAUUUUACAUUAUUAAAGUUUUUAUAUGAGUUUCUAUGUCCCCAACUGAAUAUUUGAAUUCUCUUCUUUUUCGCUCCUUCAGCCUCUGAGGGCACUGACCUCUUCACUGUGCUGGUUCACGAAUUCGGACACGCACUCGGACUCUCUCACUCCUCAUCUCGGCACUCAGUGAUGAGGCCGUACUAUCAGGGUCCUGCAGGAGACCCUCUACACUUCCGCCUGGGACCCCAGGAUCUGGAGCACAUCACCCAGCUCUAUGGUGAGGUUUGAGUCUGUGAAAUAAAAACCUUUAAUUUUUCUGUGUCUGAAAAGACAGACAUUUCACUAAACAGGCUCAGAAGUUCAAAAUGUGAGGUCAAAAUUGUUCAGAUUUGGACUUCCAGCUCAUUUUUGUUCCAGUGAUAAAAAAUAACACUGGAUAUACCAGAGACAGACUAUUACAAUGUCACAAAGUCAGAUUACCUAUACCUUAAAUAAAAUUUCAUACUCCAUACUCGACACAAAGGCACCAAAAUCCACAAAAACUGUUAGAUCUUCACAACUGUGUUAAAUACAGAUUUGUUUACUUUAUCUUAACGUUAUUUGGUGACAUGUUUAAAGUGAACACAGUCUUUCAUGAUUUCAGAACCUGGAUAUAUAUUUUAUCUUCCCUGUCCUGGUAGAGAUACAGAAAACUGAGUGCAAAAAUAUUUCUCAAAAAUGCAUUGAAUGCAUCCCUGUAAAAAUGUUUUAUUGUUGUGAGGUUUUACUUGCAUUAAGCUCCCACAAUUCAGUCUGACUCCAUCCCUCUGUAAGGGGUGGAGAGUUAAUCCCAAUCCUACACAAAAGGAUCAUACAACUCGAACCAGAGGCUGAAUCAAUGUGAAAAUGAGGUUCAAUGAAUCAAUCUGAUCUGACUCCCUCAACUCUUUAUUUUUUCUUUGAAAUGAACCCAUUCUUCAAGUUAAUCUGUUUCAAUCCUGUGACCUCAACCUGAUCAUAUUACUUUUGAUAGGCUCCAUCCUUAGACUGAUCCUUUAACAUGGGCCUCUUUUUCUUCUUUCUUUCUUUCUUUUUUAAAUGGAUCAAACUGGUUUAGAGCUUUUGGAUAUAACCAAAUUUUGUGUCUUCAGAAAAGAAAAGAUCCUGUGUUAUAUUAUGCAACGUGGUACAAUAUGGUAUAAUAUACAACAUGAUGUAAGAGGACACAAUACGACACUAUGACAACAUGCAAAAAGCAACAGCCCAGUGCAAACAGAAAGAGCCUACCAAUGAUAUAAGAUACGACACGAUACGAUACGAUACGAUACGAUACGAUACAAUACGAUACGAUAAGAUACAACACUGUAUGGUACAGUGCAGUACGGUAUGAGAUGAUACAAUGUGAUUUGAUACAAUAUGGUACAAUGCAAAUUAAAUCAAUACAAUAUGAUACCAGACCACAACAGAUGAUACAAUGUCAUAUAAUGCAAUAUAUGAAAAUAUGAUACAAAAAGAUAUGAUAUAUUAUGAUACAAGAUGAUAGGAUAGGAUUUGACACAAUAUGAUGUAAUAUUAGCGAUGCAAUAGACAACUGGAGACAAGAGAUCAGAUACAGUACUAUACCAUUCAGUACACGAUGAACUGCCUCCCCAAUAGUACAGAUAAUGAGCUACAGCCCAAGCCAAGGUACAUCAAACAUAUGAAAAAGCUCAUCUCAAACAUGGAAGAUAUGAAAAUCUAAUACAUUCACACCUUUUCAGGCUCUUUUCUGGACUCAAUUUUUCUUGUUACCUCAAAAUAAAAAAGGUCAAAGUCCAGGUUGUGCUGAUCUGAAACUAUUAGAACAACUUUUAAACUGAUUUCUAACUGUAAUAUUACAGGACUAGGACAGAGAGAAAUGCGAGACUUCAUUAUUUUGACUGAAAAUCUUCAGAUUUAAGAGCAGACGUGCAGCUGGAGCUUUAUAAAAAGCAGAACAGCUGGGGGUUGUUGCCUUGGCUGACCUCUGCUGUUUUAAUGCAAAAGUACAGACGGACAGCUCUGUUUGCUCCUGUUUUAUCCUUGAUUUUAAACUCAGACACUGAAAGCCUGGGGUUGUCAAUAUUCAGAGGAUUAAAUCAGGAAACUGCAAGAAAAUGUGGGUUUUAAAGAGGACUUCCUCAUUCAUUCUUCCUUAGCAUAAUGUCAUGCAUGCUUCCUCCAGAUCAGCAGCAGCUUAGCAGUGAGACCUCAUUUUCAUCUGCACCAGGAUCUAGCAGCUGCUAUCUGAUUUUAAUUUCGUCCUCUUUUGGUUGUCAGUCAAAUUUUUGGACAAAAACGAGUUUGUUUCUUAGAUAUUUGGCAAAGACAGAGUUUGUGCCAUGCAGAGAAGAUGUGUCCCAGAUAUUCUACCGCCUAGUGUGUUUUUACUUUCCAGUAAGAGUAAAUAGGUUGUAUAUAUAUAUAUAUAUAUAUAUAUAUAUAUAUAUAUAUAUAUAUAUUAUACUUGUCUUUUAAACUCUUCCCUUGCACUGCCCUUUCUAUUUGACAUCAGUUCCAUUAUCUUUAUUUAUUUGUUUUUGUAACUAGUAUGUGUGAAUGUGCAUGUUAUGUGUACUACUGUUGUCGACAAUUUUAAUUUCCCCACUGAGGGAUGAAUAAAGCGAUAUCUAGUCUAUUCUAAUCUAAUCUAAAUCUCUUAAUUUUGUCACUUUCUCUUGUGACCAUCUUCUCAUAAACUUUUGACUUGAUUUUAAUGAUAUUAAGACUUUCAUCUUCUAAAUCUGCUCCCUAAUGUUGCACUAAUCCUCUGUUGUAAUGCAGUAGUCAGUGCUGCUGCCUCUUUUCAGUUUGCAUUUCCUCCACAUAUCUCUUGCCUCCAGGCAUUCUAGCUUACCCCACAGCCCAAAUGCAUGCCUGUCAUGUUGGCUGUGAGAGUCUCUACCUGUAAUAUUAACUUCAUAUUUACGAGGAUUUUGUUUUUCUGAAGGUAAGAGGAACCAGCUGCUGGCCACGGAUGCUCCCCGCCUCAAUCCACAGCUUCAGCUGAGCCAAAGAAGUCAAGACCGCCAUUAUCACAGAUACACGUAAGAGAUCUAAUAGAUAUAAUGUAUGUCUUCAGUUCUUGUGUUUCUGUAUACAUAUAUAUAUAUAUAUAUAUAUAUAUAUAUAUAUAUAUAUAUAUAUAUAUAUAUAUAUAUAUAUAUAUAUAUAUAUAUAUAUAUAUAUAUAUAUAUAUAUAUAUAUACUAUAGGCCAAAAGUUUGGAAGCAAGAUCAGAUUUGUACAAAAAAAGAUCAUAGUUUCAUAUAUAUAAUUUGCAACACAAUAAACAUGUGUAAAGAUUAACUUAUCAGAAGACAUUUUGACUAUAAUUAUGAGGUCUUUGAUUUAUUGUUGCUUAGACUUUGCUUUCUUUAAAGUAACCGCCUCUGGCUUUAACAACAGCUUGGCAUAUACCAGGCAUUCGUUCCACAAGUUUUCUAAGGUAUGCUCCAGGGAUUGCAUUCCAAGCUUUCUUAAGUUCAUUAAAAGAGACUGCUGAUUCGUGGGACAUGUUUUUCUGACUGAUCGAUCCAAUUCAUCCCGCACAAUCUCAAUUGGAGAAAGGUCUGGAGACUGAGGGGGCCAAACCAUCUCUUAAAGAACACCUUCCUCUUCUUUUUUUGUCUAGGUAACCCUGACAGAGCUUGGCAGAGUGCUUAGGGUCACUGUCUUGCCGCAAAACAAACUUAUGAGCCACAAGUCUGAGUCCAGAUAGAACAGCAUGGUGCUGGAGGAUGGAGUGGUACUGUUCCUUCUUCAUGAUACCCUUUACUUCAAACAAAUCUCCUACUCCAUCACCUGCGAAACAUCCCCAUACCAUGGAACUACCACCUCCAUGCUCAAUUGUGGGUGUAACACAUGGUGCUUUCAGACGUUCACCAGUUUGUCUGCGGACAUAGACUCUGCGUUUUGAACCAAACAGUGCAAACUUGUUUCUAGUCAUCAUAAGUCCAAUUUUUGUGAGCUUUUGCCCACUCAUAUCUCUUUUUCUUGUUCUGUGGAUGAAGUAGCGGUUUUUUGCAGAUACACAACCCUUCAGAUCAGCCUUUCUCAAACAUCUUUUCACAGUUGUCAGAGAUAUGGCUUUCGGCCUUGUCAUGUUGAUUUCCUCCCUUAUUUUUGGUGCUGUCUUUAGCCGAUCUCUCUUACUGGUGACAAUGCUAUGUUUAUCCUCUGCUUUUGUAGUAACUCUCUUUCAUCCAGGUGUUUUUCUAUCAUUAUAACUUCCAUGUUCCUCUAGUCUCUUCAGAGUGUAGUGGACUCCUUUGUUAAAUACCUUUAGGCAUUUUGCAAUUUCUCUUUCUGUGUAUCCUUCUUUCCUCAAUGUACAAAUCUGUCCUUUUGUUUCUUUACUCAGUUGCUUCUUUCUAGCCAUUUUUGCGGUAGUUUGAACGCAGUUGAGAUUUAUUAGGAUUUUUGUAUGCAGACUCUCAAAAGCCAAAAAGUUGAAGUGAAUAAUCCAACUGUGAUUAAUUUGUUUUUUUGCUUUAGCACUGAAGUUGUGACUCUUGCAAAUGUUUUCAACCCUAAAACUAAGCCCUUAUUAUCUUUUGCUGACAUAUAUUUAGCAAUGGUCUGUUAACAUCAAUGUAUAUCUAAAGGUAAAUGGAGUAAAAUGGUGCAUUUCCAUGAAAGCAACAUCUGAUCAUGGAGUAAAUACAUCCCAAAAUGCAUAAAACUCAUGCUGGAUUUAAAAAAAAAGCAUUGUGAACAAAAACUUGAAGUUACUCCCAACUGUUUGGCCUGUAAUGGCCUAGCUUCCAAACUUUUGGCCUGUAGUAUAUAUAUAAAUAUAGAUAGAUAGAUAGAUAGAUAGAUAGAUAGAUAGAUAGAUAGAUAGAUAGAUAGAUAGAUAGAUUUUUUUUACUAAAGCUAUCUAAUUUUUUGUUGAGUAAAAUUUUACUCUCAGAGUUGAAAUCUAUUCUUAUUUGCUGAAUUUUUUACCUACACAAUAAAAAAGCAUGUGUAUAUAAAAGCAUAUAUGUUUUUAUUUAUUUAUUUAUUUUUCAGUUCUUAUCUAGUAGAAAAAAAUUACUCUUUAGAAAUGUGUGAAUAAUUGGAUUUUAUUCUCCUUGGCUAAAAAAAGUCAGAUUUAACCCAAUAAAUUAAACUGUUUUUAUUACUCGGUGUAUUUCUUCGCCUGCAGCUCUGUCAUCGAUCGCUGUAACAAUAGUUUCGACGCUGUAGCGAAGAUCAGAGGAGAGACUUUCUUCUUCAAAGGUCUGAAAACGACAGAUUUAAAUAAAAUCUCUUUAAUAAUUACCCUUGAAUCAUAUCAUUGUGUGAUUCUGUGUGCUGCCUCUUGCCCAGGGCUGACAAUGUGGCGAGUGAAUGGUGGGGGCUUGGUGUCAGGUCAGGGGGCUUCAGUCCGGCGGCUUUGGAGAGGUCUUCCUCCUGACCUUCCUGGUCUUCAAGCUGUGCUGGAGAGACAGUCUGAUCAUGCCAUCAUCUUCAUCAGUGGUACAGUAUCUUCACUUCAUCUCCCCUGAGCAUGGAGGCUACUUGAUUUUGAUAAACAUUAAAGGUUUUACGUAAUUUUAUAUUUACAGUUAUGAGGUGUUUUUUGACGAGUCAUUAAUUGUAUAAUUAAAUGUUCCACAAAGAUGACUCACAAUAGACUUUAAUGAGACCAAACAUAGAAAAUACGUAUACCACAGUCAACCAAAAUAACCAUAACAACAAAAAAAAAACUUUCCGUCAUGAUCCCUGCUCCAUGAGUGGAUUUUUCUGUUGAGCGUAUCUAGUGUCUAGCUGUUUUUGGUUUGUCUGUUGGCCUGUGUGUUUUGUGUUUCCCACUCUCCCAGUGACCACAGAAGCAGCACUCACUGAUCAUGGAGCACCUGCUGAGUGCUGCUGCUGCAGUUUAGCAGGUUAUGUAGGUUUGGAGCUGGCAGUAGGCUACUGCAACAGUACGAUUGUCAGUUGUUGUUAAUCUUAAACCCUUAUCUGUGAAUAGAAUUAGACACUGAAGGGUUGGUAAUGCUCAGUUAGAAAACUGAAAACUGCAGUCCAUUACAGCAGAGUUGUCUUCCCUUAAAAUCUACACAUUUAAAUGCAAGCUGUCCUUUACUUUCUACUUUGCUGUACUUUUGACACUGAUGGAGAGGGCAUCAGGAAGAAAAUGUGGACAUCUCAGUAGUUUGAAAGCUGACACUUUACACUCUGAUUAACUGACAGAAAACGUCUCCACUUUUGUGCACAGACCAUAGACUGUAUAUAGAAUGGACGCCGUCUGCCUCCUCGCUUGGUGAAGCCACCGCAAUAACAGCACCCUCUGCUGAUGGGCUGCAGUAUAGGUCAUUAAUCCCGCCUCCUCCGGCAAUCCCUAUGGAGCUGUGGACAAAUUUAAGAAAUUAAUUACACAGAAUAUAAUUUUUUCUCCCCCCUGGUUGUGAUGUUGACAUGUAGUUACUGUGAGACUGGUUCAUGCUGAAGUCCUCUUUUUUCUGUGCAGCUCAAUCUUUAAAAGUUCUUAGGGGGUUCAUGUUUUCUAUUAUUGACACUUAAUACAGCCUAUGGGCAUACGAAGAUUGCGUAUAUUGCUCACCCGGGGGAAACGCUGUUUGAGCUGAGCGUCAUCAAAGCGACUCUCGGCGACUCCCCCUGACAAAUGUGUACAACGCUACUGCACAAGUGGUGGUUUCAGGAAGUGGAGAAAUACAGCGAGCUUUUUGGCUUCAAAUCCGUACACUGGCGGAAGUAUUGGAGAGACUUUAUGACUGUGUGUUCACAGAGCUAACAGAUGGAUAGCUGGACAACAGACCAUUUUUGAAAUGUUCCCUGUUGAUUAUCCACUGAGACUGUGUGAACAAAAAAAACUCUCUGUGCCACAAUAGUCAAGCAAUCCUUUUGACUUUUAUUCUGAAAAUUCUAUUGUCACUUCCAUUUUGUCUUGCCACAAUUGUCUGACCCGAUUGAGAAAUAAUUGUAGGAAUGUGGAGAAAACCCAAAACUUGCUUUUAGUGCGUUGCAUUAAAAAACAGAAAAGCAAAUUGGUCAUGUGACUUUGUCAAAAGAAAAAAAGAAAACCACGAGACCUUUUCAAUAUUAAUUUCAAAACAGUAAAGGAGAAAAAUACUUUUUUUUCAUUGAUCUGCAGCUGUUGGAGCAUAGUUGCUAACAAGAGGCUUGAAUAUUUUGACGGUACAUUCGAAGAUGAUAAAAAUGUAAAAACUGACCUCUUCAGUUACUUAUUCUCACUACAGGUUCACAGUUCUGGCUGUUCAGAGAUCUGUCCCUGCAGGAGGGUUACCCUCAGCCCCUGUCUGCCCUCAGGAUGGGCUUGACUGCAGCCAAUGAUGUUAGUGAAAAAAAGGAGGAAGCAGUAAGGUGGGGUCUGGUCUGGGACCCACAGGAGGGUCCUCUGUGGGGAAACAUGGGAGACACUGAGGGGAAAAAGCAAGAGGACACCUGGACUCAACUGCUGAGGGAGGGAGUCAGCGGCAUCACCACAGAGAGUGAUGGUGAGGACAGGACUGAUGUUUUUUUUUUGUUUUUGUUUUUUUGUCACAUGAGGAGAAUCUAUACUUAAGGGGUCCCAAUGAGGGUUGUAUUUAUAUUUUUUUAGGAGUAAAUUAAAGUAGGAGUAGAUAACACAAUGUGUAUAAAUGUACAAUAAAAUCAAGACCAAAAUAAUCAGCAUAAAGGAAUCAAGGUUGGAUAUUAUGCAGGCAUGUGACUCUUCUGGACCAUCUGGAAUUCCCUGUGUCCCAACCAGAUGAAGUCCCAUUUGAACCUUAUAGGCUAAAACAUAUGAAUAAACUAAAUAAAUGGAUGAAAGGAGAGUUGUAACGUUUCAAACAGCCUAUUAGACAUACGCCGAUACAGAUAACGACACAGCAGCUUGGCCCAUGUCAAAAUGGAAAAAAAGAAAUUGCUGAACUUUUGGGUCUCUGUCCAUCUAUCUGAAAUAAUCAAAAAUGGUAAAUGUUUGGGUUGAAAUUUAAAAAAGAAAAAAGAGAGUCAUGUGAAGAAUUCAAUCAGUCCAUCCACAUUCAGAUUCAAUAUUUAUUGUGGUCUUAUUUACUUUAGAUGGAUUUAUAAUAAAUUGAUUAAAAAAAACAUCUACAUCAGGUGCUGCUAAUUCCCGAACAUAAUUGAUGUUUCUGUCAGGAGCAAAAUCAAACAAUUAUUUUAAACAUCAUCACAAAAUUCAUAUUUUACAAUAGCAGGUUAUUUUUAUUUAUUUAUUUAUUUAUUUUUGGGUUUAAUAUGCCGUUGACUGGUGAUGAGGAAAAAAAAUCUGUUUACAUUUCUCUAAGAUCAUACUGUAAUUGUGAGGGCCGUUGCUGAUAUGAAGAUCAUUCAUCAGCCUGAUUAAUAGGUCUGUCUCUGUAACCCGCGUUUAUGUGAAAUCUGGACUGUCACUCGCUUCAUUGACUGAUCUUUUGAUAUUGACCUUUAAAGUAACAUUAAGGCUCAACAGCCAUAAAUCAAAACUUUCCCUCUCAUGAUCUUGUUCCUAUAAGAUCCUGAUGUUGUUGAUUUUGUGCUUUUAUUGAGAGUGUGAUGCUCUGUCCUUGUAGCAGCUGUGAAAAAAAAUUUCCAAAGCCACAAAAAAUUGUGUUGAUUCUUUUACAUCUCCCUCUAGGCACCGUCUAUCUCUUUAAAGGAGACCUCUACUGGAAGUUCUCCUUUCCUGGCUCCCCGGUGCAAGAUGGUUACCCAAGAUCCUCUGCUGCAGACUGGCUGGACUGCCCAGACCCUUCCUCUUCCUCACCUGCAGGAAACGACCUCUCCUUGUCCCUGUCUCCUCCUGCAGGCCGACAGGAGCUGAGGGAGGGCUGGGCAGAGGAGAAGGAGAGAGAGGAAACAGUUGGAAAGAGGAAGGGCAGAUAUGAAAGUAAAUACAAAGACACUCAAGACAAAGGUGCACACAUCUGGACACAGUGCACCUGCCUAAACUCAGCACCUGGAGGCAGGACCGCAUUUUUUAUUGUUUCAUUUCUCCUGAUCCCUUUGACACAGUUAGUUGUUUAA